Molecule: messenger RNA, 684 nt
Organism: Cyprinus carpio (common carp)
Lineage: Eukaryota; Metazoa; Chordata; Actinopteri; Cypriniformes; Cyprinidae
Source: the annotation of a RefSeq genome assembly
AUGAUAGUAAGCUUUUUCGACCAAUUUGCAAGCCCAUCAUAUCUAGGAAUUCCUAAUAUCGCUGUCGCAAUCGCACUACCCUGAGUACUUUACCCAACCCCACCAGCUCGAUGAAUUAAUAACCGGCUCAUCACGAUCCAAGGAUGAUUUAUCAACCGAUUUACUAACCAACUAAUACUACCACUAAAUGUAGGAGGACAUAAAUGAGCACUACUACUAGCCUCAUUAAUAAUUUUCCUAAUUACAAUUAAUAUGCUUGGCUUACUACCGUAUACCUUCACACCCACAACACAACUAUCACUCAAUAUGGGAUUUGCCGUGCCUCUAUGACUCGCUACUGUAAUUAUUGGGAUACGAAAUCAACCAACAAUUGCCCUAGGACACCUACUACCAGAAGGAACACCCAUUCCACUGAUCCCCGUACUAAUUAUCAUCGAAACAAUUAGCUUACUUAUCCGCCCACUAGCCCUGGGAGUCCGACUAACAGCCAAUCUAACCGCAGGUCACCUGUUAAUCCAACUCAUCGCCACAGCUGUAUUUGUUCUCCUACCAAUAAUACCAACAGUAGCAAUCCUAACCGCUGCCGUACUCUUCCUCCUCACAUUACUAGAAGUUGCAGUCGCAAUAAUCCAAGCUUAUGUAUUUGUACUUCUUCUAAGCCUAUAUCUACAAGAAAACGUUUAA